Symphalangus syndactylus (siamang) is the source of this 2156-nucleotide messenger RNA. It is a transcript of the gene PHYHIPL, whose product is annotated as phytanoyl-CoA 2-hydroxylase interacting protein like. The record is from RefSeq and is a predicted model, not a curated record. NCBI's taxonomy places the organism in Eukaryota, Metazoa, Chordata, Mammalia, Primates, Hylobatidae. Gene Ontology annotation, cellular component: cytoplasm. Gene Ontology annotation, molecular function: protein binding.
AGAAGAACCCGGAACCAGCACCAUUAGGGUGCUCUAGUUACCUAACAUUCCUCCCUUUUUUGUUUUUUAAGAAGUGGGGAGGUGGGCGUCGCUGUUCGUCUGGCUACUUCCUGCUGAACGGGGCGUCGUGGGAAGGGAUAUUGGAGGACUGUAGGGGCCGAGCAAUAGCAGGAGGCCAAGGAAGACGGCGCUGAAGGUGAACACUUCCUGGGGUGUGAAGUCUAAAGAUGUCCCUUGUAAGUAGAGGUCAUCUAUGGACGCAAGCCAUCCGUAUGGCAGGGAAGGAUCUGCUAUGAGCCACGUAUCUUCUUGGAGGGCCUGGAGGAAAUCUAAGAAAUUACAGGUCCUGGAGAUGGAGGCCAUGGGCAGCCCUAUGAAGUUAUUACUCUCCCAAUGGGAAAACUGAGCCUUGAGAAUUUUCAGCAACUUACGCCAAGAUAGAGGCUGAAAUGGAAUUUUUCACCUAUCACUGGAUCUCCUGCUACCAUGUGAAGGAGUUCCUUGCUUCCCUUUCACCUUCUGCCAUGAUUGUAAGUUUACCGAGGCCUCCCUGUCAUGCUUCCUGUUAAAUCUGCAGAACUGGAACAAAUCACAAGACAGUGGCAUAGCAGAGAUGGAAGAACUUCCUGUACCACAUAACAUCAAAAUAAGCAAUAUAACGUGUGACUCAUUCAAGAUUUCAUGGGAAAUGGAUUCAAAAUCAAAGGAUCGCAUUACACACUAUUUUAUUGACCUCAACAAGAAAGAGAACAAGAACUCCAAUAAAUUUAAACACAAGGAUGUUCCCACAAAAUUGGUGGCAAAAGCUGUUCCCUUGCCUAUGACUGUCCGUGGACACUGGUUUUUAAGCCCAAGAACUGAAUAUACAGUAGCAGUGCAGACUGCCUCAAAACAAGUUGAUGGUGAUUAUGUUGUGUCUGAAUGGAGUGAAAUUGUAGAAUUCUGCACUGCAGACUAUUCAAAAGUUCAUCUAACACAAUUGUUGGAGAAGGCUGAAGUGAUUGCAGGACGCAAGCUUAAGUUUUCUGUUUUUUAUCGUAAUCAGCACAAAGAAUAUUUUGACUAUGUUCGAGAACAUCAUGGGAAUGCUAUGCAGCCCUCUGUCAAGGAUAACAGUGGUAGCCAUGGCUCUCCUAUCAGUGGAAAAUUAGAAGGCAUCUUCUUCAGCUGCAGCACUGAAUUCAAUACUGGAAAGCCACCCCAGGAUUCACCUUAUGGAAGAUACAGGUUUGAGAUUGCCGCAGAAAAACUUUUUAACCCCAAUACUAACUUAUACUUUGGGGACUUCUACUGUAUGUACACUGCUUAUCAUUAUGUGAUUCUUGUUAUUGCUCCUGUGGGAUCACCAGGAGAUGAAUUUUGUAAGCAGCGCCUUCCUCAACUAAAUUCUAAGGAUAAUAAAUUUUUGACCUGUACAGAAGAAGAUGGGGUGCUGGUUUACCACCAUGCCCAGGAUGUCAUUUUAGAAGUCAUUUACACUGACCCUGUGGAUCUUUCUCUGGGCACCGUGGCAGAAAUCACUGGUCAUCAGCUCAUGAGUUUGUCUACUGCAAAUGCAAAGAAAGAUCCCAGCUGCAAAACCUGUAAUAUCAGUGUUGGACGUUAAUGCCCACUUUUCUUAUUCUUACUCAGUCCCUUUUCCUCCCUUAGGAGCAUUGGUCCUCUGUUGUCCAUUUUCAUCACCAGAUGUUUUCCACUGAAGCAUGCACAUGCCACUGUCACCAAAAACAAACUACCACUUUCCAAAUUUCAUUCAGAGCCAUUUUAGUGUUUUCCUAUUCCCUACCCCUGCCACUACUUUCAAUGAUGAAAUACCCUAAGUUCUCCUUUUGACACUUUAUUGCCUAGAUGCUGCAAUGUUUUUAUGUUUCCUUUAUGCCAAACAUAACAAAACAGUUAUAUAGACCGCUUUAGCAAAGUACACAAUAAUGGCUUAUAAAUGGUGUUUAUGCAUUCAUUUUAAUCUACUGAACAAAUAUUGGGAUAACUCCAAACCGCAUGAAAGGGUGUAAUUGCAGCAUGAGUUGAGUUAAAUCUUGAAGCCUAGAAUUGUCAGCACUUCCAACUUCUUGUUUGACAGUGUUAUUUAUGUUAUUUAUAUUAGCUAACAGGAAACAACUACUGUGUUUCAACAUAAUAAAUAUAAUAGAAAAAUA